GCAGACGCACUGCCGGCCUGGAGGGUCGGGGCGCCUGCGCAGUCGCUCCUCCUUAGGCGGCAGCCAUGGCGGGUCAAGAGGAUCCGGUGCAGCGGGAGAUUCACCAGGACUGGGCGAACCGGGAGUACAUUGAGGUCAUCACCAGCAGCAUCAAGAAAAUCGCGGACUUUCUCAACUCGUUCGAUAUGUCUUGUCGUUCAAGACUUGCAACACUAAACGAGAAAUUGACAGCCCUCGAACGGAGAAUAGAGUACAUUGAAGCACGGGUGACAAAAGGUGAGACCCUCACCUAGAACUGUGCCAUUGCUGCUGCUGGGAAGUUGCUUUACAGAACACAGGCCUACGUGGGAAAGGCCCCAGCAGCCUCAGCUCCUUCCUCUCUCCUUAAAGAGCAACAGGGCUUAUUCUUGUUUUUCUUUUUUCAAAAGCGUGGCCUUUGGGCUCUGCCAUGUACAUCGGUGUGUGAUGUGGCAUGUGGGAAGAAGUCCAGGGGAACUCUCGGAAACAACAUUAGGCAUUUUACCUUUUAAGUAACAUUUUGUAGAACUGUUUGUCAACGUAUUUGAGGCGUGCAGAGCCAGACGCCUGGGACUCUUUGUUAAGGUCCUCCCCACCUCCUUUUCUCCCUCUCUCUGUCUCUCUCUCUGUCUCUGUCUCUCUCUCACACACACACACAACACACACACACACACUUUCCUUACAGCUCUCAUUGCCUCUGCAUUGGUUCUAUAAACAGUCUUUGUCUGCUUUCCACCUUUGGUGGGGGGGUGAUAGGCAGUCCUGUCUGAGACACUUAUGCCCCGGCAAGGUGGCCACAAGAGAAUGUUGUUGGUAACCCACCAGUUUCUUGUCCUUUUGGGGAGGUCAAGGCCAGGCCCCCACUUGGCUUGAAGGGACAUUUUCAGAAUUUUCUUUCUGUCACUUGGGGUGUCUUUGCCUCUCAUAUUUCCCUAAUAAACUCCUCAACUUUA
Messenger RNA from Panthera uncia (snow leopard), 971 nucleotides. RefSeq names its product BRICK1 subunit of SCAR/WAVE actin nucleating complex (gene BRK1). Gene Ontology annotation, biological process: actin filament organization; regulation of actin polymerization or depolymerization; cell motility. Gene Ontology annotation, molecular function: protein-containing complex binding. The record is from RefSeq and is a predicted model, not a curated record. Gene Ontology annotation, cellular component: SCAR complex. The transcript has 3 exons. NCBI's taxonomy places the organism in Eukaryota, Metazoa, Chordata, Mammalia, Carnivora, Felidae. The coding region runs from base 66 to 293 and encodes 75 amino acids.